AUGGCUUUCAAGCGUUACGUUCAGGUCGGAAGAGUGGUCCUCAUCAACCAGGGUCCCAACGAGGGCAAGUUGGCUGUCAUCGUUGAGAUCAUCGACCACAACAAAGCCCUCAUCGAUGGCCCCUGCACCGGUGUGGACAGGCAACCCUUGGCAUACCGUAACAUCUCUUUGACUCCCUACGUCAUCAAGGCCGUCGCGCGAGGAAUGGGAUCCGGAGCAAUCGCCAAGAAGUGGCAAGCUUCGGGCGUCGAUGAGAAAUUCGCUCAGAGCGCUUGGGCAAAGAAGAGAGCCGCUCGUCAAGCCAAGGCCGACACCUCGGACUUUGACAGAUUCCAGAUCAUGCUCCUCAAGAAGCAGAGACGCUCUCUCGUCUCUCGUCAGGCUGCAAAGAUCAAGGCCUGA
This is a messenger RNA of Ceraceosorus guamensis, 402 nucleotides long. Its product is annotated as putative RPL14B-ribosomal protein. Gene Ontology annotation, cellular component: ribosome; cytosolic large ribosomal subunit. The coding region runs from base 1 to 402 and encodes 133 amino acids. The record is from RefSeq and is a predicted model, not a curated record. Gene Ontology annotation, biological process: translation; ribosomal large subunit biogenesis. Lineage: Eukaryota; Fungi; Basidiomycota; Exobasidiomycetes; Ceraceosorales; Ceraceosoraceae. Gene Ontology annotation, molecular function: RNA binding; structural constituent of ribosome. The transcript is spliced from 3 exons.